This is a messenger RNA of Bactrocera tryoni, 977 nucleotides long. RefSeq lists its product as uncharacterized. Gene Ontology annotation, biological process: protein insertion into mitochondrial inner membrane from matrix; inner mitochondrial membrane organization. The record is from RefSeq and is a predicted model, not a curated record. The transcript is spliced from 3 exons. NCBI's taxonomy places the organism in Eukaryota, Metazoa, Arthropoda, Insecta, Diptera, Tephritidae. Gene Ontology annotation, cellular component: mitochondrial inner membrane. Bases 1 to 879 code for a protein of 292 amino acids. Gene Ontology annotation, molecular function: ribosome binding.
AUGUUAACAAAAUUAUUAGUGACUUUCGAUUGUAAUUUUUUGGCAAAACGUGUUGCAGAAAAUUUGAUCUUCCCCUCCAGCGCUGGCGUUUGGCAGCGCCCCACGCGGCGCGCUUUUCACGCUUGUCAGCGCUCGCGUCUAAAAACUGUCGGCUAUAACUCGGCUCUUGCUAAAAAUCGCGCUUGCAUUCGCUCGUACGUGAAUAAUUGGCAGAAGAAUUUCAAUCGCAACAAUGAACAGCGCAAGACCAUACCGAAGCUGGUCUACUUGCAUAAUCCCUGGAAAUAUUUUGUCACCAAAUAUAAUUUGUUGAAGCUGCGUUUGCUGUGGGAUAGCAGUUUCACUGAGAAGGACUUCAUACGUGGUUCAAAGCAGGCAGCCAUUGUGCUUACCGAUAUAAUACGCACUCAGAAUACCGGGAAAAUUAGUCAAUUCACCACACCAGUUGGAUUUCAACAAAUCACGCGUGAUAUGUUGCUUUCACGAAAUGAUUCACGACUCAAAUUGGUGAAAUUCGACACGGAGCAUAUACGCAAGGCGAUACCAAUGAAAGUGGCGACGCGAAAGAAUUUCGGGCGCCGUUAUUGCUUCAUCGAUAUGCUCUUUGUCGGCAUGCGAAAUACGAAAGACUUCGAUUCGGCCGAAGAGUUAGUGGAAAUAAACGAUGUUUUGCGCAAGUUGGACCAAGACUUACGCACACCCAUCGAGGUUACCUCGGUGCCACAUCGCAUCGUCUUUGCCGAGAUUUUCAUGCGUUUUCGGCGCGACUACACGCGUCAAACCAAGGAUUCUUCGAAUAAUGUGCGGGAUCCCGAUUGGUCGGUGUCCUUUUACAAAAUACUCACAUUCGAUGUGCUCAACUACGAUCCGCGACCAUGACGCUAGCAGAGAGUGGGAAGGAGUUAAUCAAUGAAAUUAAAUUAAAUUAAAAUAUGUAUAUAUUUUUACGAUUUGUAUGAAAUAUCAUAUCCAAAGCA